Anopheles stephensi (Asian malaria mosquito) is the source of this 1024-nucleotide messenger RNA. RefSeq lists its product as uncharacterized. Gene Ontology annotation, cellular component: nucleus. Gene Ontology annotation, biological process: regulation of exit from mitosis. The record is from RefSeq and is a predicted model, not a curated record. Lineage: Eukaryota; Metazoa; Arthropoda; Insecta; Diptera; Culicidae. Bases 116 to 943 code for a protein of 275 amino acids. The transcript has 2 exons.
ACGAAUUCGCUUCAUGCGCUUCGUGUAUACAAAAACAAACCCGGGCCUGCAGUUUCGAUGGCGGUGUUGCUGCCCGGCACGAAGUGUUGUGAAGAAUGUAAUAAAAUAAAACAUCAUGGCUUCUAUAACGAUUGAACUAGAUACACCGUUUAUCACGCCAGAUUGUUCCACCAAAAUAUUACGCACGAUAUUUGAACUGUUGCUGUACAAUCGCAGACAAAUUCCGUUUCCAUACGCUACCUUUCGUAUGAUGGUAAAGAAACAAGAUACGGCGGACGGCGCUAAUACCAGCUCUGUGGCGGAUGUGCACGCUCAAAAGCAACGCGAAAAGGCUCAGCAUGUGGUCAAAUGUGCUGAGCACAUACUUGAAACACUAGAAAGGAUAUUGGCGGAUCAUUCUGCUGGCGAGCUAAUGGUCCUGUUUGGCAAGACAAUCUACACAGCUAAGGAAGCUUUCGUCAUAAAGAUGCCGACCGUUGACGCGAAUCAUUUUGGUGCGAACCACCGGCGGAAAUUGGAGAGUAUUCUUCGAAACACUGGCUUACAACUAACGCAAUGCGAUGAAUUUGUAACGGAACAGAUUGUGCUGGGCGACACGAACGUGUUCGUUAUGGUACAAUUGCCGAUAUCAUCCGAGCCUGUUGGCAAGUUGUAUGGUAUGAACAUGCUGGACGAAUAUCAGCUACCGAGAAAGUGUGCAUCGUAUGCAAUCGAUUUCAAACUCGCAACCGCCAGUGAGGAAGAAUUAUCUAACAGCUGCUGUAAACAGGUGACAAUUUAUAGCGAACAUACGGAACUAUCCUCCGAUGCUAGUGCGAUAGACGAUACGCAAAAAAAGGAAGCGGAAGCUGAGUCCGCAUGGAACAAUCGCUGGUUUCUGCUUGAUACUGUCGUGAACGGUUUCUCGUUAAAGUCGGCUAAGAAUAAUCAAUUGUGGAAAUGAUUAUUGCUACCAAUCGGAUGCGGAGGAAGAAAGGUUUAAAUCAAUAGACAAUAAAGCUUUAAGGAAUAGUUUCAUGUUCAA